Hibiscus syriacus is the source of this 1194-nucleotide messenger RNA. Its product is annotated as ethylene-responsive transcription factor CRF2-like. NCBI's taxonomy places the organism in Eukaryota, Viridiplantae, Streptophyta, Magnoliopsida, Malvales, Malvaceae. Gene Ontology annotation, biological process: regulation of DNA-templated transcription. The record is from RefSeq and is a predicted model, not a curated record. The transcript has a single exon. Bases 125 to 1120 code for a protein of 331 amino acids. Gene Ontology annotation, molecular function: DNA binding; DNA-binding transcription factor activity.
UUAUUCUCCUCGUGUCUUGAUCUAAAGGAAUUUCUUCUUUUUAUUUUACUCCCUACUGUCACUCUCAAUGAGAAGUGAAAGAAUCUGAGAACCCAAAGAAACCAAAACGAAGAUUGAGAAAAAAAUGGAUACUUUCCCUGUUCCUUCAAUCAAAUAUGCAGAGCACCGCAACCAAACCAAACUAUUUUCACCAUUGUUAAAUGCUAGAGUCGAAAACCAGCCCGAAAUGAAGCCUCGAAUCGUUCGGAUUACUGUUACUGAUGCUGACGCCACUGAUUCCUCUAGCGAUGAAGAAGAAGAAAAACCAAGAACACGAAUUUGUUACCGGAACAGAGUCAAGAAAUUUGUUAACGAGAUAACUAUCGAGUCAUCAUCUCCCACUGAGAACGACGUCGUUGGUGGAAGUAAAUUGUCUUUAUCGUUGUCUAGAGCUCCUCGAAAAAGGCCGGCCUCUGUUGCUGUGGCUAAAGGUAAAGCACCGGCGGGAAAGAAGUUCAGAGGGGUGAGGCAACGACCUUGGGGAAAAUGGGCGGCUGAGAUUAGAGACCCUCUAAGACGUGUACGGCUUUGGUUAGGCACCUACAACACUGCCGAAGAGGCAGCAAUGGUUUAUGACAACGCGGCUAUCCAGCUGCGUGGACCAGACGCGCUCACCAACUUUUCGACUCCCCAACAGAACCGGUCGAUUCAAGAUAAAGCUAGCCAAAAACCGUUAACCAACUCAGAUUACAACUCGGAGGAAGAAUCUCAUAAAACUGAUCCCUGCUCUCCGACCUCCGUUCUUCGCUUCCACCCGCUUUCUGUCGACGAAGUCGACUCGCAAAGCGUCAAAGAACCGCGCAAUAUCGGAAGCGAACCUCGAGAUAUCGUCGACGAUUCUUGCUGCUUAUCGGGAGAAAACUUCCCAAUUAUCUCCGACUAUUCCUCUUUGUUUCCCGGUGACUUGUUUUGUUCGGUGCCCCAUUUUUUUGACGAUACUACGAGUUUACACGAAAGUUUAUUGAAUGAUGAGUUCGGGGACGUAGAUUUCGAGUUUGGAUUUGGUGGCUUGCAUCAUGUUGAUGACCAUUUCCAAGACAUCGAGGAUUUGUUCGGGUCGGAUCCUCUGCUAGCUAUUUGAGAGUGUUUUUUACUUUUUCCUCGUCUAAUGCCGGUUUCUCGGCAAGUUUUGCAUCGGCCGAACUGAAAAAACCG